Bombina bombina (fire-bellied toad) is the source of this 1950-nucleotide messenger RNA. RefSeq names its product chromosome 3 C11orf54 homolog (gene BKGD). Gene Ontology annotation, cellular component: nucleus. Gene Ontology annotation, molecular function: hydrolase activity, acting on ester bonds; zinc ion binding. The record is from RefSeq and is a predicted model, not a curated record. The coding region runs from base 198 to 1148 and encodes 316 amino acids. The transcript is spliced from 9 exons. NCBI's taxonomy places the organism in Eukaryota, Metazoa, Chordata, Amphibia, Anura, Bombinatoridae.
UAUCACUCUGCAUGGUUGGUAAUGUCAUGUGAUAGCUGACAGCAAAAUUGUUUGGGAGAAACGCACUAUAACAAACUUUACAGCUGAGAAGAACAGCAGGAAGUACAAAUCUAAAGAGGUCAGCUGCCUUUGUGUCUGACUGCUGUACUUUGGCCUGUUUUGUUUAAUUUACUAGGCUGCUGAAUUAGUGAAGCAGAAUGGCUGAAGUUGAGUCAUGUGCUCUGGAUGUACCAACACUGGAUGAGAUCUCUCAGGUCCUUCAAAAGGGAUUAGGAAACAAUUUCUCUGAAGUAUGUGUCACUAUUGUAGACUGCCCUGAUCUCACACAAGGACCCUUUGGCUUUCCUGUUAAAGGCUUGUGUGGAAAGCCCAGGAUUGCAGACGUAGGAGGUGUACCAUAUUUGGUACCUACCCCGAAACUUAACAAAAUUUACAACAUAAACACUGUGGCAAAGCAGAUUGAUCUCCCUGGGGCCUAUAUUCUAGGUGCUGGUGCAAGUUCCCACAGAAGCUUGGGAAUUAAUGCUGAGCUCAUUUUAUCUGUGCAAGCAGAAGGUCCAACUACACCGACUGUGAAUGGUAAUUAUGUUGCAAGUAUUAACCCAGAAGAUAGCAGCUGUUUGCUAGAGAAAUACAGAGAAAAACACAGUGAUAAUGAUUUUGGUCUCCUGUCCAACUUGUAUGCAAGUGAAGGAAAAGCAGGGAAGGUUAUUGAAGUUCAUGUAAAAAAAAGAACAGGCGACGAAAACUUUGUGAGCUGUAUGAGAAAAGCGCUGAAAGAGUAUUAUGGGGAGAGAGCUGUCGGAAUGGGUGGAACGUUUAUUAUACAAAAAGGGAAAGCCAAACUUCAUAUUAUGCCAAGAGAAUUUUCAGCAUGUCCUUUAAAUACUGAUGAUGAUGUGAAUCGUUGGUUGAAAUAUUAUACCAUGAGGUCCCCUUUGAUAUGUCAGUCAGUGUUUGUAUCUCAUGAUCCUGGUUUGGACUUGCGUUUGGAACACACUCAUUGCUUCAGCCACCACGGAGAAGGAGGACACUACCAUAAUGACACAACUCCAGAGACAGUCGAGUAUCUUGGUUACUUCCACCCUGCAGACAUUUUGUACCGUAUUGACAAACCAUCUGCUACUCACAUGGUUGGACGAGAUUAGGUUGAUUUUGCUUCAAGUAAAAUUCUAACAACAUAGGUCUUUUCUAAUAUUUUAUCAAUGAUUUACAAAAUAUUAUAAGUGUCGGACCUAUUAAAGGGACACAAAACCCAAUUUUUCUUCUUUUGUGAUUCAUGUAGAGCAUGCAUUUUUAAGCAAUUUUCUAAAUGUAGCUACCAAUUAGCAAGCGCUACCCAGGUGCUAAACUAAAAAAGGGCCCACUCAUAUGCUUACAUUCCUGCUUUUUCAGUAUCCUUUUAAUGUGGUUUUUUUUUAUGUUUUAGUAUCCCUUUAAUAAUAAAUCUAGCCCUGUUUGUGUAAUCAAUUCAAAUCCCAAACAUCUGUGUCCCUUUAAAUCACAUCUUCAAAACCAUAAGAAUAUGUUCAUUUUGUAGUAAAAAAUAUUUUGGAUAAAUUAAAUAAGGAUAAAAAAUGUUUUUAUUUCUGCUAUUCUCAAUUUAUGAACGUUAUAAUGUGAGUUCUAAUAAAUACCAAGUGAUAAACAAAGAGGGAAUGCAGAACUGAUCCGUGUUAAGACAUUUUUUGUAUAAAAAUUAACUGUAUAUGUUAAUUAGUAAUUGUAAUUCAAAUUAUGAAGACAGUUAUACUUUUUAUAUCAAUUUUCCAGUUGAUGUAUUUUUACAUUUUCUCGUGUUUAGAACAUUUUAAGUUGAUUUGAAAGUUAUAUUUUCCAAACAGAAAUAUUAAAAUAAAUUUAGGUUUACUACAUUUGUAUACAAUUCUAUAAGAUCAAAGUCAACAGUAUUUGACACUAUGCAUUGAAUAAACAUUUUUUCGAUUUUCA